This is a messenger RNA of Gavialis gangeticus (Gharial), 1309 nucleotides long. It is a transcript of the gene METTL9, whose product is annotated as methyltransferase like 9. The transcript is spliced from 4 exons. NCBI's taxonomy places the organism in Eukaryota, Metazoa, Chordata, Crocodylia, Gavialidae. The record is from RefSeq and is a predicted model, not a curated record. The coding region runs from base 170 to 793 and encodes 207 amino acids. Gene Ontology annotation, molecular function: protein-L-histidine N-pros-methyltransferase activity.
GUGGUAUGUGUGCAACACAGAGCAAUUGUCUGAAUCCCUUCAGCCUAUUUUUGUCCAGAGUUACCUUGACCAAGGAACGCAGAUCUUCUUAAACAACAGCAUUGAGAAGUCAGGCUGGCUCUUUAUCCAGCUCUAUCACUCUUUUGUGUCUUCAAUUUUUAGCCUCUUUAUGUCUAGGACCUCUAUCAAUGGGCUGCUGGGAAGAGGCUCAAUGUUUGUGUUUUCACCAGAACAGUUUCAGAGACUGCUCAAAAUAAACCCAGAAUGGAAAUCCCAAAGACUUCUCGACUUAGGAGCUGGAGAUGGAGAGGUCACUAAGGUCAUGAGUCCUCACUUUGAAGAAAUCUAUGCCACUGAGUUGUCUGAAACUAUGAUAUGGCAGCUUCAGAAAAAGAAAUACAGAGUGCUUGGCAUAAAUGAGUGGCAGAACACAGGUUUCCAGUAUGAUGUUAUUAGCUGCUUGAAUUUACUCGAUCGCUGUGAUCAGCCACUGACUGUUUUAAAAGAUAUUAGAAGUGUUCUGGAGCCAACUAGAGGCAGAGUCAUUCUAGCAUUAGUUCUGCCCUUUCAUCCAUAUGUGGAAAAUGUAGGUGGCAAGUGGGAAAAGCCCUCAGAAGUUUUGGAAAUCAAGGGGCACACUUGGGAAGAACAGGUCAAUAGCCUGCCGGAAGUUUUCAGGAAAGCUGGUUUUGCCAUUGAAGCUUUCACCAGACUGCCAUACUUAUGUGAAGGUGAUAUGUAUAAUGACUACUAUGUAUUAGAUGAUGCUGUCUUCGUCCUCAAGCCAGUGUAAGUAUAUGUGAAGUAAAUCUUCAGAGUCAAACCCAAGAAGCAGCCUCUGAAAGAGGUGUUUGUUGUAUGAUUACUUAAAGGGAGAGGAAUUUGGGAUUGCCAUUCUAAAAAAAUACCAUGUAAGAAUUUUAAAGGCCAAAAUACUAAUGUAUUUCUUUGUAGUACGGUUAGAAAGGACAGUUUUUUUAAAACACUCUUCAGUUCAGAAUUUUUUACCAACUCUUAACAAUGCAUUCUGCAAUCCAAGAGUAAUGGAAGAUAUUUUUUUAUAAUUAAUUGCAGUAGGAAUCAGAAUUGGACAGAAGCAAUAGUCAUGAUGAUACGCAAACUGAUACAAGGUGUGGAUUGUUGUUAAAGCAAUCAAGUGAAAUCUGGCCAUAAGGCUGUCCAUUCAGUUCAAAAACAUUGUUGACUAUAAAGUGUCGGAAUGGAUAUUCUUCCAUGUUAAGAAGUUACUUGACCUCUGACUGUCGUUCUUCAUGUUUUUAAUCAUGCUAAUAAACUUUUUGAGAUGAUG